AUGGAAGAAAUGGGUAUGGUCAGAUCUCAAGUUUUGUACUGGUGCUGCAGAGCAAUAAUGUCGAAUACAAAUGGGACGUUAUCGGCUUCCUCAAGUGUUGUGGUGAAAGAAAAUAUCAGUUUAACUGAUAAAGAAAGGCAGAUAUUUGGGAAGUUGCUUCAAGUUGUUCACCAUUUUAAUCUUGAAACGCAACUUCGGGUUGCUGGUGGGUGGGUUAGAGACAAGCUAUUAGGAAAAGAGUGUUAUGAUAUUGAUAUUGCUCUUGAUAAUAUGUUGGGUAGAGAAUUUUGUGAAAAGGUGAACGAUUACUUGGUAUCUACGGGAGAAGAAACACCAGGAUUUGGUGUUAUUCCAAGCAAACCGCAUCAAGGCAAGCACUUGGAAACAGCAACAAGGCGUCUUUUUGAUGUUUGGAUUGAUUUUGUUAACUUAAUAUCCGAAAAUAACACUGAAAACGGUAGAAGUCCAACCAUGGGGUUUUGUCCUGCAAAACGGGAUGCAUACAGAAGGGAUCUGACCAUUAAUAGCUUGUUUUAUAACAUUAAUUCUUGCUUAGUUGAAGAUUUCACAGGGGGAGGACUUGAUGAUCUGAAAUCUGGUAAAAUUGUGACUCCUUUACCCCCAAAAGAAAGAUUUUUGGAUGACCCUUUGAGAGUUCUUAGAGCCAUUCGUUUUGCUACUAGGUUUGAAUUUGAGAUGGUUGAAGAGCUGAAAGUUGCAGCUGCUGAUAAUGAUGUGAAAACCGCCUUUUCUGAUAAAAUCAGUAGAGAACGUGUUGGUCACGAGAUAGAUCGUAUGGUUGGUGGCAACCAACCGGUCAAAGCAAUAACAUGCUUGUCCGAGUUAGGCCUAUUCUGGGUUGUCUUCAAAUUGCCUUCAAAGUAUGACCCUCCAAUCUCAGAAGAACGUGAUAGGAUUUGUCUUUGGUACAUGAGUGCAGCAUCGAGAUUUCUUUGUGAGGUAGGAUCUUGUACCUUGAGUGAUGAACAAAGGAGAUUGUACUUGUUUGCGGCAUUAUUCCUUCCACUUAGAAAUAACCUUAAUGGAGAUAAGAAAAGGAGAACGGCAUCAGCUGUGAAUCACAUUUUUAAGAAUUCUCUUAAGCUCAAAUCUAGCGAUGCUGUCAAUGUCAACAGAUUGCACAAUGCAGCUGAAAAGUUCUUAGCUUUAACCCCUUUUAUGGUUCCAACUGAAGAAAGUGCAGAACCUGUUGAGGUUGAUUGGAAUUCAGAUAUGAUUGAUGUUCCUAGUUCAUUGAAAUUGAGAAUCUUGAUAGGUAUUGUUGUUCACAACAUCAAAGAUCUUUGGCGGGCUGCAUUGAUGUUGUCGACCCUUUUAAACGAAGACUCUUCAUUUGAGAGAAAAAUAGGAGUGUACAAGAAUGCAGAGGAGGAAAUCUUGAAAUUAGGCUUAGAGAAAGUAUGGGAGGUUCAACCUUUGAUAAAUGGGCCGACUAUAAUGAAGCUUUUGAAACUUAAAAAUGGAGGUCCGGUUAUUGGUGAGUGGCAGCAAAAAUUACUACAAUGGCAGCUUGCUUACCCAUCUGGUAAUGUGCAAGAAGGUACUGAUUGGAUGACAACGCAAAUACAGUUAAAUCGACCUACGACUUGA
This is a messenger RNA of Erigeron canadensis, 1611 nucleotides long. Its product is annotated as tRNA nucleotidyltransferase cca2-like. The transcript is spliced from 2 exons. Bases 1 to 1611 code for a protein of 536 amino acids. Gene Ontology annotation, biological process: tRNA 3'-terminal CCA addition. Lineage: Eukaryota; Viridiplantae; Streptophyta; Magnoliopsida; Asterales; Asteraceae. The record is from RefSeq and is a predicted model, not a curated record. Gene Ontology annotation, molecular function: ATP:3'-cytidine-cytidine-tRNA adenylyltransferase activity; RNA binding.